AUGAGAUUAAAGCAAAUAUCUCAAAUUAGAAAGGUUGUGAAGGGGUUAGAGCUUUCAAACCGAGAUAAGUGUACAAUAGAAGUGUUUGACUACACGGAAGUGUCACUCCACGACAAGAACAGAAGUACGUCUUCAGAAGAGAACGGAAAAUUGACGAUAGUAUCGGCAAUUUUGAAGAAAAGACAAAAAAAGAACCAAACUGAGAAGAAAAUUGACAACACGUUGUUCGUAUUUUGGCUAGAAAGCUACCAAUCCUUGAUAAAGGAUUUGUUAUUGAGUAAAACCUCCCAGUUGGAGAAUUUGGGCUUUAUGUAUGCGCAAAAUUCGGAUCGAACGUCGAAAACGAUUCUGAAGAACGAGCUAUGGUCUUUAUAUCACGAUAAGUCUGUGAUUUGCUCUAGUUGGAAGAAAAAUUAUGGACUGCCUACCCAGAUAAACAAACUCUUCCUGGUAACACUAACAAAAUAUUACAUGGCAUAUAUUUGGCGAUUCAAUGAGCUGCAGGAUUCGUUUGAGAUUUGCAUUCAAAUUCCACUACAAAACGAUAAUUACACACUCAACUUUCACUGCCUGUGGAUGAACGUUGAGAGCGUAGUGUCAGACUACAACUUCAGCAAAAGGGCGUUCUUGAUUUUUUACAACACGACUAACACGCGCUGUUACAGUAUAUCAACUGAGGAUUUAGAAUCAGAUUUCCCAUACAACCAUGAGCUAAAAUCAGGAGAUUCGGACAUAUUCUUGCCAAAUCUCAACACAGACGAUGACUACAGUGUUGGAUCUCAAGAUUAUGAUCAGAGUGAAUCGCUAGAAGAAUUUUAUGAUGACACUGGGGAGGAGUACGAUAAUAUAUUGUUCCACAAGUAUGAGGAUUAUGUGCAAUAUUUCGAGAUUUACGGAGUUGAUGGCCUCUUUAAUCACAGACUGGCAGUCACCAGCGAGUACCUCCUGGGCAGCAACGAACUUACAAUGCCAGUUAAAAUCAAGUUAAUUGAGUCAGUUUGCAUUUGUGAUCACACCUUUGAAACGGGACUUGUAACUCUAUACACAAGUGACUCUCUAAGACCGAAUAAAAUUACCACCAAAUCGCCCAUCGUGGUUAGUAAAUGGAUCACACUCAAGUCGACAAAUUUAUCAAAUUUCUAUAAAUCCAAUUCAAACCAUAACUUAAGUAGUGUUAAUAGUAAAAAUAUUAAUUCUAAUGUUAGUGGGAAUAUUAAUGGAAAUAUGAAAAAGAGUGAUGAGAGUUUGGAUGAAUUGAUAGGAAUGCAGAUAAGUAAGGGGUUGAAUAAGAUAUUACCGCCAGUAAAAUUUAUCUUGUUGAAUGAAAAUGACAUUAGGAUGGACUUGUUAUUAUCACCAUAUGACUUAUUUUUGAAAGAUGAUCAUAUAAGAGAGUCAGUAGAUAAUAUUGUUGGUUUGGUGAUUAGGUACAUGUUCCACCCAAGUACACCACUAUACAUUAAUGUAAAUAAUGAACUUGUGUAUAUCGAAAAUUACUUUAUAAACAGAAUCAAAGAAUCCACAAAGGUAAAAAAUAUUAAAGUUUUCAGCGGAAAGAAUGAAACGCUUUAUAUAAUCCACUCGAAAACAGGAGCACUCACCGCCAUCACAAGCAAGAAACAUGACCCAAAUGAUAUUACACACCAUCAAAUACAUAACAUGAACCAUGUUAUAUCAUUUCAGGUUAUUGAAUACCACCACCAACUCUACUUCAUCAUCUUCACUCCAUAUGAUAAGGAAUCUGUAUUACUGACUCAAUAUGAUAAUGAGUCAGUAUUGUUAACACCAUACCAUAACGACUCAGUUAUAUUAACUCCAUAUGACAGAGAAAGUUUAUGUAAAAAUUUGAGUGAUCAUACACGUAAUGAGUAUGCACAAAACGAUGGUUCAUUAUAUGUGUGUGGGUUUUACAAAUGGGAAAAUUAUAAGCUUAAUUUAAAGGGAAGUUGGUUAUUUCAACGUCCAGACCCAUCAAAAUAUUCAGAUGAAGCAAGUGGUGAUACCGAUGAUUUUGAUGACGCAAUAAUACAGUUUAAAAAGUGGUAUGACUCAAAUUAUUUUUGCCUUUUAUCGAAAUUCAAGUUAAUAUCACCAAAUGACCCUAAUAUAACUGAGGAAUUAGAUGGCACGGAAGUUGUAUACCUAUACAUGAUCAAGAGUCAUAAGAUAAUCAAGUGGCUUGAAAUAACUAGUAAAUACUGUUAUGACUUGUUGACACAGGAUAAGUAUUUGUUAGAAACAAGCGGUAGAAAUGAUUAUAUGAUUGAGGACCUAAAGAUUCUAAUUAAGAAUAGACCCAUGAGAGAUAUGUAUAUUGGUGAGUCAGAGUACCAAAAUGAACCAUCAUGCGAUAGUUUGGAAAAUUCAAGUACAACUUAUUCUGAUGAUGUGGUUGGCGAGUUACCUUUAUUUACUGGCUGUAAUUUUGAGAAUAAGAUGUUCCCAGUAUACCACCCCGAGUGCGUGCUAACGAUGUUUAAACUUGGCCUUAACACCCUUGUAUCUAAGCUUGUAAAUAUGCUAGUGUUUCUGUUUAGAAGAAUUCUGUCACAGCUUAAGGAUAAUAUUUACUGUACAAACUCGAAUCCUUACAAUUCAGAGGAACAAAGCGCAGUCCUAACUGAUGAUGUUUCUGGUGGCUGUAACUGUAUCAUAUUUAAGACGCUGGCCCUAAAGUUGUUUUGCAGGUUUAACCGAUUCUUCUACGAUUACAUAAUUAAAACUAUUUACACAAGUAAUAUGACACAUGGGCAGAACUUUGAGGAGAAUAAGGACGCGGAGGAACCCAAGAAAACUAUCCUUAACGACUACGUAGUGGAUGAUGAGUAUAACCAAUACUUUAAGGAUUAUUGCAGUUUCAGAGUUGAAAAUGAAUUUUACUUGAAUGAAUUGAUUGUGUAUUUACAGGUAUUAAGAUUAAUUGGGCUUUCUUGGUAUGAACAAUAUCAGCUCAUUAACAUUCUUACCAAAUACCUGUCAACCUCCGAUGACAUGCUACUAUUCAACAGUAACCGAGACUUGGAAAAUGUAAUUGGGUCUAUGGAGUCAACGCGAGACGAAGAUGGAGAUGAAGAUCUCUGUAACCUGUGCCAGAAUUCAAAUAUACUCUUGAGAAUUGGAAUGGAACAGAAUUCCCAAGUGGUUACACCGGACCAUAAUAUAUUAAAGUACCUGAUUUCAUAUAUGACGUCACUUUCUCCCUCAUUUUUCAGCACAUUUCCAACCAACAAGAAUUUGACAGACUUAGAUAACGUGUUCUUCACAAAGUAUAAAGAACACCUGGACGACAAGUUUAAAGUCAACCAGCAUAUAUUCAAGGAUGAAUCAGUUACCUUAACAAGGGAUGAAGACGCUGAGGAAAAUUUUCUGAUCUGGCUAUUGCUAGUAAAGAAUGAUCAUAAUCUACUAAUUGAGUUGGAUCACUAUUAUACUAACACUAUUGUAACAGGUGAUAGUGGGCUAUCGUACACCGAGUACAUGGACAUGAUAAAUGUGGGAUACUGGGUCAAGAAUAAAACAACGUUCAAAUACAUGUUUGAGAAUGUUGAAAAGUGCUUUAGACUCAAGGUAAAGACUUAUAGAAACAUUGAAGAUUUCGACCAGUUUGGGUUUUAUCUGAUUCUCCAAGGCAAAGUUAAGAUUUUUAGUUUACUUUUGAAGUCCAAGGGAUUUGAGAAGUUCGCCAAUUUUCUGACCAACGAUUUUACCCAAGAGCGCUGGAAAGACGCCAGUGUCAAAAACGCAUUUGCACUUAUUUCACAGAGACGGUAUCUGCUUUCCUCAGCAAUGCUCAUACUUGCGAACAGGAUCCAAGAUGCAGUUGACGUCGUACACCAAUACCUGAAUAACCUAUCGCUCUCGAUAUUAAUUUCAAAGCUAUUCAACUUUAGUCUUCAGUACACCUUCAACAAGAUCCAGAACAAGAAAAUCAAGUACAUACUCCUCCAUACACACUCUAUUGAUACAUCACCAGAGUAUUCAAGCGAUAAUAUAAAUACAUUGGCGGGAAGUAGUGCUAAAGAUCAGGAUUCAGGACGAAUCAACACACAAAGGAAAGAGGGUUUGAAGAAAAAUUUACAUGUAGAAGAUCCAUUAAGUAAACAAGUUGAACUAUUAUGCCACAAUGAUGAUUCAGAAUCCGAUCAUCCGUAUGAUACCAAUAUGUACAAUACAUCAUACACAAAACACUCAUAUAGCAAUAUGUAUAAUACACCAUAUCCGAAACACUCAUAUAACAGCGUCUAUAAUACAAUGUAUCUCAAAAAUCCACAUAGUGUUGGUUUGAAUGAGGAGGCUAGAGGAUAUAAUACGAUAGGACAUGAUUUGAGGAUUCUGGACCUGUUAUCAGGCACAGUAGACGAGUUGAUUUUAAACGUGAGUAUCGGGAUAGUUUUGAAGAAGCUGGACAUGCUAGAUGUGGAGCAAAUGAUAAGAAAUAGCUCUCGCUAUUACCUGGACAAAAUGCCCAUGAUUUCAGCACUACUACACUCCUUUGUAGUCAAUUACACUAGCUGGGACAAGAUCCUCAUCUACGCCUCAAACUUUCUACACUUUCAAAAAUUCAAUAACUUCAACCAAAAAUAUGAUUAUCUAGAUUAUACCAAUCAAGGAUUGAAUGAUAGUUAUUGUAAUAGUAAUUAUUACGUUGAUGAUUAUAAGUAUUUGGAUGGGAAUGUGUUGGUGGAGUUUAACAAUUAUACAUUUAAGCAGACGCAUAUGAAGUGUCCAAUUUUGAAGAAGUUGUCAUCGAUAAUAUCAACAAAGCAUUUGCCUAGACCUAAAGGAACUCAUACGCAGAACUCUCAGCAUACAUUGUUUAGUUUCUCAGGUCCAAAUUUGGGUCAUCUUUCUGGUUCUACACUUGAUGACCAGAACGAAUUCGUGAGGUCAGGAGAUGAGAUUUUCGUAAUGAAUGAGGAAACUGAUUUGGUUGUUAACGUAAAUACUUUGAGUGUUGUAGAAGUGCUUCUUAAGAUAAAGUCGACCUUAAAUAUGGAGUUGACGCUCAAUUAUUAUAAAAUCAACUCAAUAAUCUCAAUUAGAAAGUAUGAUAUUGAUAUUGAGAGCAUUUACACUAGACUAGUAAAUACCUUUAUUGGGUUUUUAGACUCAAAUUUGAGUAUACAAGAGUUUAACAUACCGUCACUCCAACUUAAUCUCAUUAAUAAACUAGCACUUCUUGCAAUCCAUAGUAGUAAUUUGGAUAAUUCAAGUGAAAAUCAGUGUGGAACUUUAGAAUCAGAUUAUCAAUCUGAUAAUGAAGUGAAGGAUAGGUUAGAUGUUGGACUGUACGAUAGUGACCUUAACCUGGUUAACGAAGAGAUUGUCUGCGUAUGCUUUGUUGUAUCAUUAACAUGCGUGUUCAUUCUUGUUUUGUACAAGGUUGGCCUUUUACCGCAGGUCUACAACGGACUCUACACUCAACUAACGCUCCUGAACCAGAUGAAAGGAAAUAACGAAUGGCUUAAACAAUUUCUAGAAUCAGUCAUUAACACAAUUGAACCAUCUUUAUUUGCAAAUGACACAUUUGACGUUGAAAAAUUCAACAUCUUAUCCGCCUCCAACAAUAUGAACACAAAAACUCAACUUGACGAUGAAUUACAACUUAAAGAGUAUACAAUACUAUAA
Theileria annulata is the source of this 5628-nucleotide messenger RNA. RefSeq lists its product as uncharacterized. NCBI's taxonomy places the organism in Eukaryota, Apicomplexa, Aconoidasida, Piroplasmida, Theileriidae. Gene Ontology annotation, biological process: vacuolar acidification. Gene Ontology annotation, cellular component: RAVE complex. The transcript is spliced from 2 exons. The coding region runs from base 1 to 5628 and encodes 1875 amino acids. The record is from RefSeq and is a predicted model, not a curated record.